This is a messenger RNA of Colletotrichum phormii, 4065 nucleotides long. RefSeq lists its product as uncharacterized. The transcript is spliced from 5 exons. The record is from RefSeq and is a predicted model, not a curated record. Bases 1 to 3876 code for a protein of 1291 amino acids. Lineage: Eukaryota; Fungi; Ascomycota; Sordariomycetes; Glomerellales; Glomerellaceae.
AUGGUCGUCGAAUCCAGCCUCAACCCUCUUUCAGCAGAUGGUAGCACGCCAAGACACGCUAGGCACAGUUCUAAGCCCCGCUCGAAUGGAUCCAGCCCAGAUCACUGUCUCGAUGACGGCUCCCAGGCCGAAGAUUCACCCUCCAGUGCGGAGUCUCAACCAUCGUUGCUCAGCCAGUUAGGAGCCUCGCAGCCAAACAUCAACCACAUUAUCCAAGAUGAUGGGAAUGAACAGUACCAUAUAUCUCAGGUUCGCGGCAACGGGCGAAAUUCUUCAUGCUACCCUGAAGAAGACCCAGGCCUUGCUGAGGAGGUUGAUUCGUUUGUCUUUGCACCACAGCCCAAGUACAAGCCAAAUCAGUUCUCUGGCCACCAGCAGCGUCGAUCUAUCGACUUUGGUGCCCUGAGUGAACGACAAGAUGCAGUACCUCGAGAGGACAUGGCAGAUCCUGGCAAUGUCCCAACAAUCCAGUCACGCGAACGACCAGCUUUGAUAGACGGUCAAAGCCACCAUUAUGGCGGCGUCGAAGCCUAUGCGAACGAUGUGACAGCUGCUAUCCCUCGGAGUGAUCAAACUCAAAGAGGCACUCAGUCACAACGCUUUAGGACUACAGAAGUGAACCCGCAGCAAUUGAGUGGCCACAUUCAGCUACCGACCCGAGGUCUCUCAGAUCAGAUAAAUACCAGCGCUGGGAGAGAUCCAGCUCAAAAUCCGAACUCGGAACACCAAUCUGUCAGAGUCGAGCAGAAAGUCAUUGAUUAUGUCAAAAAGCACAUCAGUAUUCGACCCUUUGCUGAUGCCGAUGCCAUUCUUCCCUGCGACCAACGAGAGGCUCUACAACCUGCACUUGAACGAACGCCGGCUACCGAAAAGUGUAUUGCUUCACGGCCGCGCAGCUCUCGGGGAGAUAAUGAAGGCGAACAACAGCAACGUGUGAUUUCAGAUCGAAUGGGAAGUGUCACAAAUGGCUUAGAGAACCACCUCUCCGAAACUAGCAAGCCCGUCAAGGACAAUCGUAUGCUGCCUCGUCAGGUAUCUCGAGUUCAGGGGAACGAGGCAGUUGAGGUUCGCUCGUCUACUCCAGUUGGCGACUCGGAGUUGCCCCAGAAACAAACACCCGGUUCUACUCGCAAGGCUAGUCGGCAGUAUUCUUCGCCUCGAGAGAAGUCAGUUGGACGUAUCAGACACGAGCACGAUGCUAGAGAUGUUCCACAACGUACGAAAUCACGCAUCUCCAAUACCUCCCGGCACCGGAGGCACCCUUCCCGCCAACCACAACAUACCAAGCCGAGUCGCGAGAAAGUCGCUUCCGACUCAGAAAACCAGCAGGUUAUGGCCGAGAGCCACUACGAAACACUUGAAAGCAUGUCAGCUCACUACAACAAAGUUCUCAAUUACUCCAAAGAAGUUGAGCACAAGAUGAAUAGUCGUCUCAUUUGCCAGAAGCAGCAGAUCGAAGAACUGGAGGCUCGAUUGAGACAAUAUCAGACUCGUUAUCAGAAAGAUUGCGAUCGCCGCGUACUUCUUAACUCGGAGCUUUCUCUAGUACAAAAUCAAAGAGAUGAACUCUCUCAAAACUUUGCUCAACAAGGUGGAAGAAUGCACGAACUAGAACAGGAAGUCGUUAAUAUGCAAGCUGAUAGAGAGACGCAAGACGAAGAGGCGGCCAGAUUGCGCGACGAGCUGGAAGUCGCCAAGUCCAAGCUCGACAAGUUGCAAGAGAAAAGCCGCUCAUACAAGGACCACCUCAACAAGGCCGUUGCAGAACACCAACAACUCUGGCACCAAUCCAGAGAUAUCGCUCAAAAGACCAUCACGACUAUGAGAAAGGAGCAUCACGAGGCGGAAGAGAAGUUCAAUUUGGCCAUAGCAGAGAAACAGGCUGCCCAGGAUAAGCUGAACCGCAUUUCCAAAGACAGACAAGUACUUCUCCAGCAGGAGGUGGCGGCGGCGGCAUCAAAAGUCGGACACAUGACGUCGGCCCUGGGCAAUCUUGAGAAAGAUUUCCAUUUCGAAGUGCAGAGAGCCAAGAAAUUGGAGCAAGAGCUUGUCGAUGCGAAUGGCCUAAAGGGUCUGCUGCACCAGGUCGACGAGCGUGUGGCCGAAGUCUCCUUGAAGAUGGAUGACCUACAAGCGUGCUCUAUCGAAGCGCCUGCUAUGCCAACCGAGGUCAUGAAAAGGCUGGGCGAAAUUGCGGACCAUGUGCAAUUCGCCCCUCAUGUGAACGUUGAAGACGAGAUUCGGCGAGCUUUGAAGACCUUCCAAAAGGAAAUUAUGCCACGAUUUUCGAAAGAGUUGAAAGCCAUGGAGACGCUUCAGGACCAAGUGUUGGCGAUCAAGACCGAGCGCAAAAAUCAUCAUGAACAGUUGAUGCUGCAACUUUCAGAAACAAAAGAGGAGAACAACAAACUCGCCCAGGGUCUCCUAGCAAAGGAUGCGGAAAUCGCAGAGAUGACCAACUCUGUCUCUAAACUCAAUCAAAAGCUACAAGAGGCAAGAGACUCCGCAGAGUUAGUAUCGAACCAAGCAGCAACCACGGAAGAAGAGCUUCGAGCGUUAGAGCAGAGUCUCUCGGGCAAGGAUUGCGAAGUCACAGAGACCCAGACUGAGCUUCAUCUCCAGCGAGAAGGGCACGAGACUAAAGUUCGAGAGCUCCAGGAGCAAAUACGAAUUGCUGAGGAAGACGCCCAUCAUCAACGCCAGCUUGCCGAAGAGUCGGAGAAGAAACUCGCAGAAAAGUCCGAGGAAGAUACCGAAAUGCAAACGCGGCUGAACAGCUCAGGAGAAUCUCUGCACCAGGCUCAGCAACAGUUGACCAUGGCCGGGGCGGAGCUCGAACGUCUCAAGGCCUUAGAGAGUGUUAUCAGAGCAUCGAAACUCGAAAAUGAGUUGGAAAAUGCUCGUCAAAGAAUUACCAAUCUCACACUCAAGCUUCGCGACACGCAGGUUCCGGCUGCUAUCAAUAGCCAGCUUGAUCAGGUAGCUGAACAGCUUGCCCAGCUCCACACCCGGAAGGAAGACAUCAAGCAGCUCAGAUCAAACGGCAAGGUAUACGCAACGAUCAGUAAGGUCCUUGCAAAAACACUCGACAGAAAAGACACCACAGAAAGCGACGACAUUCUGAUCCCCGACAGUCUCGUGCUGCCGACGCUUCCCGUGUUGCUGCAACUAGAUGUCUACGACCCUCUGAAUAACUUUCAGCCGAGCUCCUCUGACAUCCCGCUGAUACGAGCCAGCAAGCGAACAGUCUUCCGCAGUCCUGUUGAAGAGUCGGAAGACGAGUUGCCUGCGCCAUCAGUUGAACAGGAGAAGUCGCAGCGAAUGGAUGUAGCCACUCAGGGAUCCCGGAUCAGAUCGAUCCUCCGCCCACAGAGAACUCCCACUGCCAGAACAUCAAAGGUAAGUAUCGAUGCCAUGGUGGCGCGCCAUGCAGGACACUCUUCGUACAACCGACCCGUUCAAAGUGCUCCCAAGUCCAGUCAGGAGGCCAUCUUGGAUGUCAAGAACAGCCUCGUGGGCAACCGCAAAGCAACGCUCGGCGAUUUGGCCAACCCUAACGAAUGGGAGAGACUUGAGGGACCAGCGAACCAUGCGGAGCAGCGAGGAACCAAGAGAUCUAGCAAUUCUCAGCAAUGGUCUCGAGGCCCGAAGCGGUCGAAACCAUGCUUCACUGAGAACGAAGAUAACGUUGAAACUUUGCAAGUUGCGAGAAGCAGUAUGGAUGACCGUCUCCGAGCUGAGCCGCCGCCAGAGCGCAGCAAGAAAGACGGUAACAAGGUGCAUGCAACGAUUGCGCAGGAUGAUGAUCAAGUUUCCCACCAUUUCUUAUUAAACGCUUCUAAGCCGAACGAGAGCGCAGAACGUGGGGGCAAGUGAACGCCGAACUCUCACAGUAGCCGCUGCGCAGUGAAUCGCACACCGUGGCUAAAACGAGAUACGAAUUAUCUUCAGAAAAGGUCUGCAGCUUCUUUAGUAUCACCCAUUGGGGUCAAUUUUCUUGGACGUGGGCGAAGGAUUCAUGUGUGGUGGAUUCAUGCGGAGGAAUAUUGCAUUUAUGCAAGGUUU